Molecule: messenger RNA, 2112 nt
Organism: Cornus florida
Lineage: Eukaryota; Viridiplantae; Streptophyta; Magnoliopsida; Cornales; Cornaceae
Product: probable mitochondrial adenine nucleotide transporter BTL3
Exons: 4
Coding region: 314-1654 (446 amino acids)
Biological process (GO): transmembrane transport
Source: RefSeq, a predicted model, not a curated record
CAAAACAAGGCUUCGUUGAGUGGUUUUUAGAGAGAGAGAAGAGAGAGAGAGAAAGAGUGUGGGCGAUGGAAGCGAAGCACAACAGUGUCCGUCGCUCUCUCUCUGUCUCAGUCGAAUCGCUCCUUUUAUUCCAUUCUCUCUUCUCCUUCAAGUUUCUUCUCUCACCCCUUCAUAAAUUCCAACACUAAUACUUUCUCUCUCUACGUAUACAUACAUACAUACAUACAUACCAUAUAUAUAUAUAUUUGUGUAUGUAUCGACAUUUUGAUCUGACAAUUUUUUUCGUUACUCAAUCCAUUUCCUGAACAGUGCAAUGCUCGGAUUAGAGCUCUGUUUCAAGGAUUUGUUUGAUUCUGACUCAGAUGAGCUUCGAUUCGACAACUCUUUGAAUUCGAGUUGCUUCGUGAAGGGAGGGUUGUUUCUCGAAUCAGAUGUUCCAUCUUCGUUUGUUUCGUUUCUUCUGACGAACAACUCUUCUUCGGGUAGUGUUUCGAGGUCUUUCUCGUGUUCCCGGAGGGCUCGCCGGAGGGCGAUCGGUUUGGAGGGAUUCCGGCGAGGGAGGGGAGGCGGCGGCGGGUUUUUGUCGGUGAGCUUGUCGAUUAAGGGGAGUGGGGAUGGGGAAGGGCUUGUUCGGGAAUCGAGUGAAAUUUUGGGGCAAAAUGGAGAUAAAAGUGGGGAGGAAGAGACCGUUGUGUUUGAAGAAGAGAAGAAACAACGGAAAGCUGGGUUGCAGGGAGGAAGAGCUGCCUUCAACACCACCAAGCAUCUCUGGGCUGGAGCUGUAGCUGCUAUGGUUUCAAGAACUUUUGUUGCUCCACUCGAGAGGCUAAAGCUGGAAUAUAUAGUACGUGGUGAACGGAAGAACCUUUUUGAGCUUAUGAAUGCGAUUGCAGCUUCUCAAGGACUGAAAGGCUUUUGGAAAGGAAAUUUUGUCAAUAUUCUUCGCACCGCUCCAUUUAAGGCUAUCAAUUUCUAUGCUUAUGAUACAUACAGAAGUCAAUUGCUCAGACUAUCUGGGAAUGAAGAAACAACAAAUUUUGAAAGGUUCGUUGCAGGUGCUGCAGCUGGAAUUACUGCUACUAUACUGUGCAUACCUAUGGACACGAUCAGGACCAAGAUGGUAGCACCCGGUGGGGAAGCCUUGGGUGGUGUAAUUGGUGUUUUUCGUCACAUGAUCCAAACUGAAGGAUUCUUUUCUCUUUACAAGGGCUUAGGACCAUCGAUUAUAAGCAUGGCGCCUUCAGGUGCAGUUUUCUAUGGUGUUUAUGAUAUAUUGAAAUCAGCUUAUCUGCAUUCACCGGAAGGAAGAAAAAGAAUUCAACACAUGAAACAAGAGGAUCAGGAACUAAACGCAUUGGAAAAACUGGAGUUGGGCACCAUUAGAACAUUAGUAUAUGGGGCAAUUGCUGGUGCUUGUUCUGAAGCUGCUACAUACCCAUUUGAGGUUGUGAGGAGACAGCUUCAAAUGCAAGUUCGGGCAACGAGAAUGAGUGCACUGGCAACUUGUGCCAAGAUAGUUGAGCAAGGUGGUGUGCCUGGUCUUUAUGCGGGAUUAAUUCCCAGCUUAUUACAGGUUUUACCAUCGGCUGCUAUUAGUUACUUUGUGUAUGAGUUCAUGAAGAUAGUUCUUAAAGUGGAGUCGGCAUCAAAUUAAUCGUUUCCGGUGAAGCACCAGAGGGCACUUGUGUCAGUGGACACCGGAAAUGGCACAUAUGUUUUUUUUUUUUCCUUGAGGGGCUCCCGGUUAUGUUUUCCGUUGGCCUUUUGGUGAGUCAGUUUGAACAAGAACAUCUCACCCAUAUAUUCAACACAGAUCCAAAAGAAUUUUCUUCAGCCUUGGCGAUUUUCAAGUCUAUAGCCUAUAGCAGAAGAGGGUGGCUCUAAGUUUUGUUGGACAAGAGAAUUUUCCAAACUGGUAGUAGAGUCGCACCAAAUAAGUUCAUCAUAUUUUGUGGCACUAGUAGAUUCAUGUUUUUUUGUUUUUAAUUUUUUUAUUUUAUGAAAUAGUUUACAAGCAAGUUAUGUUUUUCCUCUUACACUCUGCUGCCCUUGGACUAGUCACAAAUUUGCCCUUCUCAUCUACAAGGACAAAAUACAAUUUUUUUUGUUUUU